AUGGGUUUGAUUUCGGGGAUUUUGAUGGGGAUGAUCUUCGGGAUUGGUAUAAUGGCGGGUUGGCAACAUAUGAUGAGGUAUAGAAGCCGCAAGCGAAUAGCCAAGGCAGUGGAUGUAAAACAAAUGGCCUCCCUGAACAGGGAUGAUCUAAAGAAAAUAUGUGGCGAUACGUUCCCUGAAUGGAUAUCAUUCCCAGUCUUUGAACAGGUCAAAUGGCUGAACAAACAAUUGGGCAAACUGUGGCCAUUUGUUGCUGAUGCAGGAGAAGCUAUCAUAAAAGACUCUGUUGAGCCUAUUUUAGAAGAUUAUCGACCUCCUGGAAUUUCUUCAUUGAAGUUCAGCAAACUGUCCUUGGGAACUGUAGCUCCUAAGAUUGAAGGUAUUCGAGUUCAAAGCCUUAAAAAGGGUCAAAUUAUUAUGGAUAUUGACCUUCGAUGGGGCGGUGAUCCCAAUAUUGUUAUAGAAGUUGAUGCAGUGGUUGCUUCUAUACCCAUUCAGUUGAAAGAUCUACAAGUCUUCACUGUUAUUCGUGUUAUAUUCCAACUAGCUGAGGAAAUUCCCUGCAUUUCUGCCGUUGUUGUUGCAUUACUUUCUGAGCCAAAGCCAAGAAUUGAUUAUACUUUAAAAGCUGUUGGAGGAAGCUUAACAGCUCUUCCUGGACUUUCCGACAUGAUAGACGACACCGUAGAUUCAAUUGUAACAGAUAUGCUAGAAUGGCCUCACAGAAUCGUUGUACCAAUUGGAGGUGUACCUGUGGAUACUAGCGAUUUGGAGCUUAAGCCACAGGGGAAGCUAACAGUAACUGUAAUGAGGGCUACAAACUUAAAGAACCAAGAAAUGAUUGGAAAAUCUGACCCAUAUGUGGUCGUGUAUAUUCGUCCACUGUUUAAGUUUAAGACAAAAACCAUUGACAAAAACCUAAAUCCUGUUUGGGAUGAGACAUUUGAGUUGAUUGCAGAAGACAAGGAGACUCAGUCUCUUCUCCUAGAGGUCUUUGAUGAAGACAUUGGAGAAGAUGAUCGAAUGGGUGUCACGAAGUUGCCUCUGAAUGAGCUUGAAUCUGACACUCCAAAAGAAAUUGAAUUAAGGUUGCUGCCAAAAUUUGAUAUGCUCAAAGUCAAAGAUAAGAAGGAUAGAGGAACUAUUACCAUCAAGAUACUGUAUCAUGAAUUCAACAAGGAAGAGCAACUAGCAGCUGUGGAGCAAGAGAAGAGGAUCACAGAAGAAAGGAAGCAACUAAAAGCAGCAGGAGUAAUUGGAAGCUCAAUGGAAGCCCUUGAUGGUGCAGCAGCAUUAGCUGCUUCAGGUGUUGGCGCAGCAGGCAGUGGCAUUGGUGCAGGGCUAGGUGCUGGUGUAAGGGUAGUAAGAAGUGGCCUAAGCAAAACAAAAAAGUUUAUGGGAAGAACCUUCACAGGACAAUCAACCAAUCACAAGAAAGGUGACUCUCCUCCAGCAAAUGUUGUUCAUCAAGAUUAAGUAUAUACAGCAGUUCCUUUUUGCAGUAUAUAUAGAUUUUCUCUAAUGAUUAGUUGUUUUUUGAGUUAGAUCUUUAGUGUUUGAUACCCUAUGUUGAUUCAAUGUGACAAUGAUGCUUAUUUCUAAAGAUGGAAAUCAAGCUGUUCAUCCAAACGAACAUUUAUAUAAAUACUGCUAAAGGCUUUAGUGA
This is a messenger RNA of Solanum dulcamara, 1666 nucleotides long. RefSeq names its product calcium-dependent lipid-binding protein-like. Gene Ontology annotation, cellular component: endoplasmic reticulum. Gene Ontology annotation, molecular function: lipid binding. The coding region runs from base 1 to 1476 and encodes 491 amino acids. NCBI's taxonomy places the organism in Eukaryota, Viridiplantae, Streptophyta, Magnoliopsida, Solanales, Solanaceae. The transcript has 11 exons. The record is from RefSeq and is a predicted model, not a curated record.